Fusarium proliferatum ET1 is the source of this 264-nucleotide messenger RNA. RefSeq lists its product as uncharacterized. The transcript has 2 exons. Lineage: Eukaryota; Fungi; Ascomycota; Sordariomycetes; Hypocreales; Nectriaceae. The record is from RefSeq and is a predicted model, not a curated record. Bases 1 to 264 code for a protein of 87 amino acids.
AUGUCUUCUAAGAAUCCACCUAACCAUCAUGGAACGGUCAUGAGAGUUGAAGAACGCACUGUCACAACUUGGACUCGAAUUUUACGCAGACAAAGAAGUCCAAAAGACUAUCACACUGGCAAUCUUCAAUACCCGAGUUUUGCCUCAAAAGCCCCCAAUAAUGAGGCUCUCUGCAAACCAGACUUUAGCUCUCAACAAGAUGAUGAGCUGAGUCUUUACUUGAAACAAUUGCAAUCGUUGCUCAAAGAUGAAAAGUCGACCUAA